Messenger RNA from Neurospora tetraspora, 1212 nucleotides. RefSeq lists its product as uncharacterized. Gene Ontology annotation, biological process: fungal-type cell wall polysaccharide metabolic process. The record is from RefSeq and is a predicted model, not a curated record. The coding region runs from base 430 to 1212 and encodes 260 amino acids. The transcript has a single exon. NCBI's taxonomy places the organism in Eukaryota, Fungi, Ascomycota, Sordariomycetes, Sordariales, Sordariaceae. Gene Ontology annotation, cellular component: fungal-type cell wall.
GACACUGCCGGGACACUGCCGCAGUGCCGACGGCGACCCCUCGCCAGCUCAUCCGGAUGCCGAUGUCAACAAUCACGACAGCUUGAAUCCACUUUCAUCUCCUGUUAAGGCUGAGCCCCCUUUUCUUCUUCCUCUUGUGUUUGGUUCACUCUUCAGUUGCAUAAGAUUAAACUUUCCAACUAGAAUACUGGCCGCAAUAUCCGCCAGACGCCAACGUCAACCAUCUAGAUUCUAGACCGUCGCCAGCUUCAAACCCCGCCAUAACCGGAUCUCAACCUCAACCACGUUACCACAGCUUCAAGCGCAAGCUUACUUACCAUAACGCCAACCGCCCGCUCGACUAAAAUACCGGUCUAAACAGCCACGACUUCCAUCUCAACCCACCAACCCCCCCUCAAACCCAGCUCCCUACAAACCCCAAAAACAAAAAUGACAUCCAAACGCGGCUUAACCUUCCCCGUCUCCUCCCCCGACCCGCCCUUCCUCUUCUCCAAACCCGGCUCCCUCAUCUCCUGGCUCUACAACUGGUCCCCGCGCCUCACGCCCGGCACCGGCCCGGGUUGUUCUCUCCAAUUCGUGCCUAUGCAAUGGAACCACGUCUACAUUGACGAACUCCCCUCGCACCUCAACGCCUGCUACCCGGAUCCGCAAUGUAAUGGCCCCCCAACAAUCCUGGGUUUCAACGAGCCGGAACUGGCUGAUCAGAGUAACAUGCCUGUUGAACUAGCGGCGCAGGAAUGGCUGAGGGUGAUUGAGCCGUUGCGCCGCCAGGGGGUAAGGGCUGGAAGCCCCGGGAUCAGUUCAGCGCCGCAGGGCGUGACGUGGUUGAAGGAGUUCAUGGCUGCUAUUCGCGCGCGCGGGUCGGAUGUGGACUUUUACUGUCUGCAUUGGUACGGACAUGCGAACUUGGGGUCGUUUUAUGAUUAUAUCUGGAGCACGCAUCACCAGCUGGGGCCGGACAAGCCGGUGUGGAUUACCGAGUUUGCGUGCACGAAUUGGGAUCAGGCGAAUCCGAUACCCAAGGAGGAGGUGGAAAGCUUUUGUAGGGAGAGUUGCAAGUAUUUGGAUACGUUGGAUUGGGUGGAGAGGUAUGCGUGGUUUGGGGCCAUGAGGCCGGAGACGAUUGGGAAUGUCGGGAGGUGGGCGAGUUUUUUGGGGGAUGAGGGAAGGGUGACGGAGUUGGGGGCGUGGUAUAGGGAUUGUGCUGAGUAG